AGCAAUCAAACUACCUCUGCUGUGUAUGUAGUUAGAAACCAUUUCUUGCGUUACAAAAUACAAUUCAUCUUCCAUUGUUGUCCUGUUGCAGUUGCUCCUCUUAUAAAUUCAAUCAACAGUUCAUCAUCUCCAUUUUAUAAACAACUAAUCCAAACCCGACAACGCCAAAAAAACCCUCCACAAAACCCUUUCCAUCGUCAUAAAUGGGGGAAACCAAGAUUAAAAGAGGACGAAAAACCAAAACCCCUAAAUCUACCGAAACCCUAGAUCUCCCUUCCACCACUUCAAUGGACGAUGUUUUCUCUGUUUCCAAUGUUGAAAUCGUCAACCCCACCGUGACCUCCACUUCCACGUCUCCUUCUGACAGCCGCGAUGGUCGCCGACGUGGUCGCUCCCGAAAACGCGCCAGGCGUUCCCUUGAGAAGCCCGAGAAACCCCCACCGUUGAUACCACCACAACCUCCAGCAGCCGUCGUUUCGUCGCCUCGCCGCAUUUCACGUGGCUCCCUUGAGAACGGGGAUUUAUUGGCCUCCGUGAUCCCCGCGGAUACCACUGUGUUAGCUGGGCGAGCUGCGAGGGCGUUGCCCGCAAUGGACGCCGUUGUGAAGGUGUUUUGCGUGCACACUGAGCCGAACUUCUCGCUGCCGUGGCAGAGGAAGCGGCAGUACAGCUCGAGCAGUAGUGGUUUUGUAAUCGGAGGAAGGCGAGUACUCACAAAUGCGCACUCUGUAGAGCAUUACACGCAGGUUAAGCUCAAGAAGCGUGGCUCCGAUACCAAGUAUUUGGCCACUGUGCUUGCUAUUGGGACGGAAUGCGAUAUUGCCUUGCUGACAGUUGAUGAUGAUGAAUUCUGGGAAGGGGUGUCACCUGUUGAGUUUGGGGACUUGCCAGCACUUCAGGAUGCUGUGACUGUUGUAGGCUAUCCAAUAGGAGGUGACACAAUUUCUGUAACAAGUGGUGUUGUUUCCCGAAUAGAGAUCCUAUCCUAUGUUCAUGGGUCUACAGAGCUAUUGGGUUUGCAGAUAGAUGCUGCUAUAAACUCUGGAAAUUCCCGGUGGCCCUGCCCUUUAAUGAUAAAGGGAAACUGUGUAGGUAUUGCAUUUCAGUCCCUUUAACAUGAAGAUGUGGAGAUAUAGGGUAUGUGAUACCAACUCCAGUCAUCAUGCACUUCAU
Carica papaya (papaya) is the source of this 1173-nucleotide messenger RNA. NCBI's taxonomy places the organism in Eukaryota, Viridiplantae, Streptophyta, Magnoliopsida, Brassicales, Caricaceae. The record is from RefSeq and is a predicted model, not a curated record.